Messenger RNA from Schistocerca gregaria, 3673 nucleotides. RefSeq names its product nicastrin (gene Nct). Bases 47 to 2161 code for a protein of 704 amino acids. Lineage: Eukaryota; Metazoa; Arthropoda; Insecta; Orthoptera; Acrididae. The transcript is spliced from 12 exons. Gene Ontology annotation, biological process: protein processing; Notch receptor processing. Gene Ontology annotation, cellular component: membrane. The record is from RefSeq and is a predicted model, not a curated record.
AUGUAGAAUCUUUGGUUUGUUAGACCCGUACAGUGUAAAAUGUCAAAUGUCAUUGGUUAAUAAUUUUGUAAUCAUGGGGAAUCAUGUGUUCUUUUGGAUUUGUUUAAGUGGUGUUUUGUUAUCUAUUUCGGAAGUUUCUCCUGAAAGAACAAAAGAUAAAAUGUACGAAUCUAUUGAUGGAGCGGCAGCUUGCUUCAGAAGACUGAAUGGAACUCAUCAGUUCGGCUGCUCGUCUUCCCGCUCAGGCAGUGUUGGUGCUAUACACUUAAUUGAUGAUGAUGAUGACCUACUGUGGCUUUUGAAUAAAGGGGAUGCUCCACCUUAUAUGGCUGUUCUUGGUCCUGAUAUGUUCAAGAGGGAUGUGCUGUUGACACUGCGUGAUUCUGGGAAGGUCAGUGGUGUGUUGCUCGCAUAUGACACAGCUGCUGAUCUGCCACAACACUAUUCACCUGAUGAUACCUGCCCCAAUCGGUACUCAGGACAGAAGAAGUGUGUCGACAAUGCCCCGUGGAACCCUGAGGGAAUGGGACUCCUGCAAAUUGACUGGGGCUUUCCAAUGUUCUACAUCAAAAGCAAUUCUAAUGAUAGUUCUGGGAACCUGCGGAAGAUAAGAGAGUGUCACCAGCGCUAUAACAGCGCUGACACUCAGGCUGGACGGACACUUUGUGCUAUAGAGAUGAAUUCGUACAUGUCUGCAGCUGUCAGUUCAGAAGUGUGUGUUAGGCGAAAUGGAGUGAAAAAUAAUUUCCAUCCAGGUGAGACACAGGUCCACGUGUGUGACGCUCUUAUUGACCGUAACGUUUGGGUGAGCCUACCAGCUCUCUCACAAAAUCGUCCAGAUACCGCUUAUGAAAACAGAACAGUCAUCAUGGUUUCAGCCCGAAUGGAUUCUACAUCUAUGUUUGACCAGGUGGUGCCAGGUGCAACAAGCCCAGUCACUGGUAUAGUGGCACUGCUGGCCACGGCGCAUGCCCUUUCCCAGGUCUUCCCCCAGGAUGACACACAACAAUCGAGCACUGUUCUUUUCACACUGCUGCAUGGUGAAUCACACGACUACAUCGGAUCCCAGCGUCUCUUGUGGGAUAUGCUGCACGGACAGUUUCCACAUCCUUCAAAUGCCGAUAUUGAUGAUCCUGUACACCUGCUGUACCCAAACCAUCUAAAGCUCUUUGUUGAACUGAGUCAGCUUUCCAACAGGCAGCAACAUCUCACUUUCCACCCAGCAAGCAGUGCAAAUUACAUCAGGGCUCAUGCUCCAGUGAUGGACUUCAUGGGCAACAUGACAGAAUUUGGACACAACUAUGGAAUUACAUUUACUAAGUCAACUACAGACACACUGCCACCUGCUUCUCUACAGACAUUUCUUGUGCACGAUAACAAACUACCUGGUGUGGUUAUUGCUGAUCACGAAGCUGGCUUUACGAAUAGGUACUAUAACAGUAUAUUUGAUGAUGCAUCGACACUCAACUAUACAUAUUACAAUGGCUCUGUUCCACCUGAGGAUUCACUUGCAUCAUUUAUAGCUAACUUCUCUACAGUUUUGGCACAGUCACUGUUCUACAUGGCAACGAAAACAAAAAACACUACUGCAUCUGUUGAUGCAACUCUGGUGGAUGAGUUGCUCCAUUGCUAUCUAGAGAGUAUGAACUGCUCAAUCUUCAAUGCUGCAACAUUCCAGAGCAGAUUUGAAGAUAAGCCACCUACAUUUUACAUAGGUGUCAAUGCUUAUCCAAGUGUAAUGGCACAGCUGACAGGGCAGACAUUGGCAUACCUUACGGGGCAGGUCACAAACAAAACCAAGGAGCAGUGUGUCGCUGAUCCUCAGAGCCAGGUAUACCAGUACCUUUGGAUGUCUGGCAAGAAUGAAAAUGGAAAUUCAACAGGUGUUUGUGUUAAGACUACAAUGAAUUAUUCAAUAGCUGAAAGUCCGGCAUUCUCAAUAGAAGGUUAUGAUUGGGCAUCUGGCCAGUACUCAACUUGGACUGAGAGCACAUGGAAUGAAUUCAGAGUGCGCAUGUUUCUCAAGCCAUCAUACAGGCAUGAAGUAGUGACCCUGUGCAUUGGUAUUGCCGUGAUGUUUUUCUCAUUUGUGAUUGUGUUCUUCAUUAAUACACGCUCACAUGUCCUGUUUGGUGAUGUGUUGGUGGCGGCGAGUUGCUAGGGCAGCGACGCAAAUCAGAUCUCCUUGACGACCUUUCCCCGGCUGAGUGACUCGCUGUCGCCCAUUGCUCAGCUGUAAGAGGUCGGCGUUCUAGGACACCUGAUUUGCGACAUCUGUAAGGACUGUUGGCGGUGCGUCUGCGCUGCUGGAUGCCCUGCCCCAAAUAUAUUAUACUCUUGUAACAUUCCACAGAGUGAAUUGGAACGUUGGAGUGAACGGUGGUGUUUUGAAGUGUGCUGUGUGCAGUGAGGUUCUUCACUCUUAUUUUAUCACUGCUGUGAGCUUGUUAUAUUUGUAUGUAUACUGUAUUUUUAAACAAAAAUGUAAAUACUGAAUUAUUUAUUAAUAUCUUUGUAUAUAGGCCAUAAUAGCUUUCAGUAAUGUUAGGUAUAUAGUCAGUGUGUGUGACUGAUUGUGUACAGCAAAUGUGUCAUUUGCUAAAUGUGCUUUCAUUAUUGUGUGAAGCUGUUUUUACUGCCACCAUGACUUUACUGGUUCCAGCCAAAUACUACUUAUUAAUUGUAAACUCAAAUGUUGUACUUAAAUUACCAUCUCUCUAAAACUUUUAUACAAAGUAAAAUAUAAAAUAUGAUCUGUGUUUUUUAAUGUGUAGCAAAUAAAUGUAUGUAUGGUAAAAAAAAUGAAAAAACAAGGCAUACAUAAAUUAUGGGAGAUCUACAGAAAGAGGCAGUUCAUAUGUAGACCUACGAUUAAAUCCAUUGUGAUUUAGGUCUUGAGGUCCUUAUCACCAGUUCCUAUCCAGACAAUUUGGAGAAGAAGAAUGAAGAGUUGGAAGUAAGUGUAGUGCUGGCAGUAAAUCACUGCUUCAGAGAAACGUCUCCAGUACUUUAACAGGGCUGUUCUCAUCAGGCUUCCAUAUUUGAAAGUCCCUCUUCAUUGAAAUGGAAGAAACAAUUGUUCCAUUAUGGUAAGCAGCAGAGGAAGAUCAGUGCAUAUGAAUAGUGGGCCAUUUUGUAUCUCACAUGCUAUGUACUCCUUGAUGAACAAGAACAUGCUUAUUGUGAUGAUCGGUGCAACAUAGUAUUAAGCAAAAGUAGCUUGAUGCAGCUCUUCACCUCUGCCCACUCCAUGUGCAGAACUUUCUACAAUCCCCUCCUGUAUAUCAGCACUCAGACACAUGUAGUAGCUUUCUUCCAGUCAUUUUCAUUUAUCAAAAUAUUGCAAAGCAAUAUCCAGUAAUGACAGGGAAGGAAUCAUAUGAGACAUCUCUUACCUUUUGAAAUGACGAGCAAAAGCAAAUUGUAUUCAGUAGUCCAUAUGAAUAUUGUACAGUGUGCAUCUGCUGCUCUCUGCUAUUAUAAGCACAAGUGUGAUGUAAAAAGGAAAAAAACUAAUGACAAAUUAUUUUAUCAUUUAAUUCACAGAAGCUUAAAAGAUUUUUAUAAAACAUACCUGCAAACUUUCAAAAAUGUGUUGGUUUGUUUAUGACAUGAAACUAUGUACAUGAAUACCUUUUGUUAAGAGUUUGUUAAUAAAGUUAACGAAACCACA